CGAAUCAGGAAUGUUCUUCUUCUUCUUCUCAUUCUCCCGUUGACGCUGAUUCGAAUCCCGACGGCUCGGAUCUUGUUCGCUCCCCUCUGCGGCGGCGGCGGCAGGCGACGGCGGAGAUGUUGGUGACGGAUGCGGCGGCUCUGUUGGAAUGCCUGCUCCCGUCCUGGUGGGAGGUGCAGGUCACCUUCGUCGCCGCGGCCUUCUUCGUGUUCGCGUACUGGUUUUUCACCCUCCCCGGCUUUGACGACCUCCGCUCCUCCCGCGGCUUAGCGUCCGUUGGCGAAGAUCGUGACAAGUUUGGCCAGUUAAGAGAUGAUUACCAAAGUACUUCAGCAUACAUUAUUAAGGUCGAACUGCUAGCAGCUAAGAAUCUUGUUGCUGCUAAUCUGAAUGGCACAUCAGAUCCAUAUGCAAUCAUUGCUUGUGGCACUCAAAAGCGUUUCAGUUCAAUGGUUCCUGGUUCAAGAAAUCCUAUGUGGGGAGAGGAGUUCAAUUUUUCUGUUGAUGAACUUCCUGUCGAGAUCAAUGUUACGAUAUAUGAUUGGGAUAUAAUAUGGAAAAGUGCAGUUCUUGGCUCAGCAACCAUUCUAGUUGAAAAGGAAGGUCCUACUGGAGCCAUAUGGCAUUCAUUGGACAGCCCAUCGGGGCAGGUAUGUCUUCAUAUUGAAACAAUAAGAUCAAAAACAAAUUCUUUUAGAGGCUUGAGUGGUUUUGGUGAUGCUCGUACUCAAAAGAGACUUAGUUUGGAAAAUCAGGGACCAACUGUAGUUCACCAGAAGCCAGGACCAUUACAAACAAUAUUUGAACUCCCCGCUUAUGAGGUUGUUAAACAUAGUUAUUCCUGUGCACUUGAGAGGUCUUUUUUGUAUCACGGGCGUAUGUAUGUCUCCUCAUGGCACAUCUGCUUCCACUCUAAUGUAUUCUCAAAGCAAAUGAAGGUAAUCAUUCCAUUUGGUGAAAUAGAUGAGAUUAGGAGGAGCCAACAUGCAUUCAUUAAUCCUGCUAUCACAAUAGUUCUCCGUGUUGGAGCAGGGGGCCAUGGUGUGCCACCUUUAGGAAACCCAGAUGGUAGAGUCCGGUAUAAGUUUGCUUCAUUUUGGAACAGAAACCAUGCACUGCGAGGGUUGCAGCGUGCAACUAAGGACUAUCAUGCAAUGUUAGAAGCGGAGAAGAAGGAGAGGGAACAUUCAGCACUACGUGCGCACAGUAGCUCUAUUAAGGGUGCUAAUCAACUAGCUGAGAGUCCAAAGGGAAGUGUGCCCAAGGCAGAUAAGUUCCAACCGUUUAUAAAAGAGGAAGUGCUUUCUGGUAUAUAUAAUGAUGUUUUCCCGUGCACUGCCGAGCAAUUUUUUGAAAUGCUUCUGAGUGAAGGCUCAAAUUUCACACAAGAGUAUCGUGCAGUAAGAAAGGAUUCAAAUCUCACUAUUGGUCAAUGGCAUUCUGCCGAAGAAUAUGAUGGUGAAGUUAGAGAAAUAAAAUUCAGAUCUCUUUGCAAUAGUCCAAUGUGCCCACCAGAUACAGCCAUGACGGAAUAUCAACAUGCUGUUCUCUCAUCAGAUAAAAAAAAGCUGGUGUUUGAGACUGUACAACAGGCCCUUGACGUCCCAUUUGGAUCGUAUUUUGAGAUUCACUGCCUGUGGUCUUUGGAAACUAUUUCUGAGUCCACGUGCUCCAUUGUUAUAAAAGCUGGUGCACAUUUUAAGAAAUGGUGCGUGAUGCAAUCUAAAAUCAAGGCUGGUGCAAUCAGCGAGUAUAAAAAGGAGGUGGAGCUAAUGUUAGACGUGGCUCGCACAUACAUAACUUCCAAAACUUCAGCAAAUGGUCAGAACAAUAUAGCUGUGUCUUCCCCAUCAGUUACUGAAGAGCUUUGACAAGGUCCAAUACAGAUAAAUGAUACUCCAUACAUAUAGAGCUCCAGUAUUUGUUUUGCCUUUUAAAUUGUCUGUUAAGACAUGUCCCUAAACAGAAACAGAUUUGUGUUCUGUUGGUAAUCCUUCUCAUCCAUAUAUGUUUUGUUUAUUUACAUGCGUCAUCUCUAUAGUGGAUAUAAGUGUGCCCAUUUGAAAUAUUUUUAAACAAAUCUUCGAGCAACUUCGUACCUCUCCCUGUAGGUCGAGAGACUUCGUACGCAAACGGUUUUGUUGCAUUCUCAAAUACUCUUUUAGUUAAAAGAAGAAUAUUAUUAUCGAAAUAAUUAUUUGAUGUGGGU
Molecule: messenger RNA, 2209 nt
Organism: Cuscuta campestris
Lineage: Eukaryota; Viridiplantae; Streptophyta; Magnoliopsida; Solanales; Convolvulaceae
Source: the annotation of a GenBank genome assembly